CCUGAAAUAAUCUUUCCGAAGGUCCCGCGUAAACCUUGUGCAUGCGUGUAUGCGCAGCCGGAGACGAGCUCGUUUCAAUGAGUGUCUGUGCUCUAUUAGGACCUGUUCGCUUUUUUGCUCCAUCGUCUUCUCUUAUUUCCAAUUUUAACGCCUUAAAUAGAGCAUUCAUCAACCGAGUCUCCACUGGAAGGCAUUUUCGGAGCUACAACCCUAUGGCUACAUCCAUGUCUUCUUCAUCUAGUACCAACAAAGACGUCCCAGAAGUAGCCGAGCAGCUCGCCAAAAUCACUGCGCCGUACGGCUCCUGGAACUCACCAAUUACCGCCGAAGUUGUUACUGGUGCCUCCAAGCGCCUUGGUGGUACUGCUGUCGACGGAAAUGGGCGCCUUAUCUGGCUCGAAUCACGCCCCACCGAAUCCGGGCGAGGUGUGCUUGUUAAGGAGUCGGAUAAUCCAGGGGAUGAGCCUAGUGAUAUUACUCCAAAGGAGUUUUCAGUUCGGAACACGACGCAGGAAUAUGGCGGUGGUGCAUUCACGGUGGCCGGAGACAUUGUUGUCUUUUCGAAUUACAAGGACCAAAGACUUUACAAGCAAUCUUUAAUUUCAGAUUCGCCUCCGCAAGCAUUAACUCCCGAUUACGGUGGAAGAUCAGUCAGUUAUGCAGAUGGGGUGUUUGAUUCUCGUUUUAAUCGUUUUAUUACCAUCCAGGAAGAUGGACGUCAAAGUAGCUUGAAUACAAUCACCACAAUCGUGUCAGUAGAACUUGACGGAAAGGAUAUUAAUGAUCCAAAGGUUUUAGUUGGAGGAAAUGAUUUCUAUGCCUUCCCACGAGUGGACCCCAAAGGGGAACGGAUUGCAUGGAUAGAGUGGGGUCAUCCUAACAUGCCUUGGGAUAAAUCUGAGCUCUGGGUUGGCUACCUUUCUGAGAAUGGAGAGGUCUACAAACGAGUCUGUGUUGCUGGUGGUGAUCCAAAGCUUGUGGAAUCUCCCACUGAACCGAAGUGGUCUGCUCAGGGAGAACUAUUCUUUAUUACUGAUAGACAGAGUGGGUUUUGGAAUCUUUUUAAAUGGUUUGAGGUUAACAAUGAGGUGGCUCCAGUAUACUCUUUAAACGCCGAGUUUUCCCGACCCUUAUGGGUUUUUGGUACAAACUCUUAUGAAUUCUUAAGGAUUGGUGCCGAGAGAAACGUCAUACUCUGCAGCUACAGACAGCGUGGGCAAUCAUAUCUUGGAGUUUUGGAUGAGGCGCAAAGCUCACUAUCCUUGCUUGAUAUCCCUUUCACGGAUAUUGAUAAUAUUGCUCUGGGAAAUCAUUGUAUAUAUGUGGAAGGAUCUUCGGCACUUCAUCCACCAUCUAUUGCCAAGGUGACCUUAAAUGAAAGAAACUUGGGAGUAGAAGGUUUCACUGUUAUCUGGUCUUCUUCUCCGGAUAUUUUGAAAUUUAAGUCGUAUUUCAGCCUUCCUGAGUUCAUUGAAUUUCCUACUGAAGUUCCUGGCCAAAAUGCUUAUGCCUACUUUUAUCCACCGUCCAAUCCUAUUUACCAGGCUAGUCAGGAUGAAAAGCCUCCGUUGUUGUUGAAAAGCCAUGGAGGACCAACUGCUGAAACACGUGGAAAUUUAAAUCCUAGCAUUCAAUACUGGACUAGUCGAGGCUGGGGUUAUGUUGAUGUCAAUUAUGGUGGUAGCACUGGUUAUGGGAGAGAGUACCGAGAAAGGCUUUUGAGGCGAUGGGGAAUUGUUGAUGUCAAUGACUGCUGCAGUUGUGCAAGAUUUUUGGUGGACUCUGGAAAGGUUGAUGGAGAACGAUUAUGCAUCACUGGUGGCUCUGCUGGGGGAUAUACCACCUUAGCUGCUCUUGCUUUUAGAGAUACUUUUAAGGCAGGAGCUUCCUUGUAUGGGAUAGCUGACUUAAGCUUGUUGAGAGCAGAUACACACAAGUUCGAAUCUCAUUAUAUUGACAAUCUCGUUGGGAACGAAAAAGAUUACUUUGAAAGGUCACCAAUCAAUUUUGUUGACAAAUUUUCUUGCCCUAUAAUCCUAUUCCAGGGAUUGCAGGACAAAGUAGUACUACCCAAUCAAGCUCGUAAGAUUUAUCAUGCAUUGAAGGAUAAGGGCUUGCCUGUUGCUCUAGUCGAGUAUGAAGGAGAACAACAUGGUUUCCGCAAGGCAGAAAAUAUUAAAUUUACCCUGGAACAGCAAAUGAUGUUCUUUGCUCGAUCAGUAGGACGCUUUCAAGUUGCAGAUGAUAUUAACCCAAUCAAAAUCGAUAACUUUGACUAAGGAUCUAAUGUGCUGAAAAUUCAAAGAGAUGGAAAGACAACGACAAGAAGACUCCUGAAGGAAAUUUCAAGAUGGGCAUCAUGAUGAUUCGAGCCUUUUCGAAAAAGGUUAGUAGACAAGUUUAAUUCUAAAGGGGGUUUCAAAUGGGACGUCUAAAUUGUUAAUACUUUCCACAUAAAACAUCGUUGUUUAACCAACUCACGGGUGGUAGAGGUGGGGAAGAAAUGGAGUUAGAAAGAACAUGAGUGGUCACUCUCAGGCUUUUAACUUUUAUUUGUAUUGUGUAGUAGUGAUCACACUAAGCAGUUUGUUGUUGCCCUUCAAUAUAGGUAUAUAGGUGGGUGAGGUUUUCCCGUUUUAGGUGGAAGAGAUUACAAGGACCACUCUUCUUGAUUAGAAUCAAAUUCCUUCAGAUUAAGACAAAUUUGAAACCUCUUACUCACCUACCAUUCCUUUCAACAUGCCAAAACUUAGAAUCUUCCAGCUUUCACUUUGCAAAUCAACUGGUGAUUGGAUGUUUACUCAGUAUCUCUUUUGUGGGGGAUGGCUGGUUUAGAUUCCUUCCAUGAUUUUUUCAUAGAAUUAUGUAUCAUUUUUGUUGCAAUUGAACCUUUUUUGAUUUUAUGUUUCACGUGAACUUGAAAAUAGCUACAAUGACAUUUUUUU
Messenger RNA from Cucurbita moschata (crookneck pumpkin), 2945 nucleotides. RefSeq lists its product as uncharacterized. The transcript has 19 exons. Gene Ontology annotation, biological process: proteolysis. Gene Ontology annotation, molecular function: serine-type peptidase activity. The coding region runs from base 42 to 2279 and encodes 745 amino acids. NCBI's taxonomy places the organism in Eukaryota, Viridiplantae, Streptophyta, Magnoliopsida, Cucurbitales, Cucurbitaceae. The record is from RefSeq and is a predicted model, not a curated record.